This is a messenger RNA of Syngnathoides biaculeatus (alligator pipefish), 5393 nucleotides long. RefSeq names its product regulating synaptic membrane exocytosis 1b (gene rims1b). Lineage: Eukaryota; Metazoa; Chordata; Actinopteri; Syngnathiformes; Syngnathidae. Gene Ontology annotation, cellular component: presynaptic membrane; cytoskeleton of presynaptic active zone. The transcript has 29 exons. Gene Ontology annotation, biological process: regulation of membrane potential; calcium ion-regulated exocytosis of neurotransmitter; regulation of synaptic plasticity. Gene Ontology annotation, molecular function: small GTPase binding; transmembrane transporter binding. The coding region runs from base 810 to 5393 and encodes 1527 amino acids. The record is from RefSeq and is a predicted model, not a curated record.
UUCAAAUAGAAUUAAGUCUGGAGACUUGCAGCAAUUAUUUUGGGGAAAAUAAAUAAAAACAGUUGUUUGUCUGUAACCUCUGACAAUUGAGUGGCUUAAUAGCUGCUUCCUUGAUGUCCAACAAGAGGAUAUUCUUGAGGCUAUACUGUCCUUUGUGUUAAAAUAUCUUCGGGGGUGAAAGAGGCUGUACGAGUUUGGCACGCGGACGCGUUGGGGGUUGAAUGUGAGCGAGCGACCGUGCGUAAUGUAUGUGCGUGGGUGUUAAGGAGUCACGUCAAAAGGCAGUCUGCAGAUAGACAGGUGCAGACAGACAAGCGAGAAAGAAAGAGACAGAGCUAUACAGAGGGGAGAGAGAGAGUGAGUGAGUGAGAGAGAGAGAGAGAGUGAGAGAGAGAGAGAGAGAGAGAGAGAGAUGAUGAUGAUGAAGAUGACUCCGUCUUAGAUAUCAUACGAACAUCCAUCCAUCCAGAAGCACCACUUGAGAAAAGACGACGGGGGCAUCUGAAACACGGAAUAAAUCUAAUGAGACCUCAAGGGUCUCUUCCUCGGCCUUGAUGGACUAUUUGUGAACCCGGGCAGUGGAGGUGUGCAAGUGGGGCUGGGCAAAAAGGACAAACGGGGGUGCCUGCGACGAUGACUGGCUUGCAGUAUUCGCCCGGACUGCGGCCGCCGCAGCCAUGUCCGCGGAACGUUUCUUGCUCUUGAGGUUUGGCUGAGAAAACGUCCGAAGGAUCCCGUCAGUUGAAACGACACGACGAGGAAGAAGAGGAGGGCGAGAAGGUGGGGGCGGUGGAGUACUGGUGGAAAAGAUGUCCGCAACGGUGGGGCCACGGAGCGGCCCUCGCCCACCCACCGUGCCGCCAUCAAUGCCGGAUCUGCCGGACUUGAGCCAUCUCACCGAGGAGGAGCGGGAAAUCAUUAUGGCAGUGAUGGCUCGCCAAAAGGAAGAAGAGGAGAAAGAACAAGCCAUGUUAAAAACACUGCACCAGCAGUUUGAAAGCUAUAAACAGGAGGUGCGACGCAUUGGCGCAGAGACACGGCGUCAGCAGACACAACAGAAGGAUGACGCACCCACCUGUGGCAUUUGCCGGAAGACCAAGUUCGCAGAUGGCUGUGGUCACCUGUGCUCCUAUUGUCAAACCAAAUUCUGUGCCCGUUGUGGGGGCCGAGUCUCCCUGCGCUCCAACAAUAUAAUGUGGGUAUGCAACCUGUGCCGUAAGCAGCAGGAGAUUCUCACCAAAUCAGGAGAAUGGUUUUCAGAGUCAGGAGUCCGGCCUGGGAACCUGGGAUCCACCUUGAAUAACCCAGCCAUGGGGGGUGAGAUCCAACGGGAUAGGAAGCUACUCCGCUCCAAGUGUCAAGGCUUGUCCUCUACAACUAAAAGCAAUACAGAGCUGCCACACGGGACACAAGGGCCUGCUGGCAAUACUGCCUCUCUGGCUCCAGACACCAUGCCCGGGACUCGCUCCCAAAGUGUACCACCUCGAGAAAAAAAAAGGCCAAUUUCCUACCAUGAACAAAAUGGUAGUGGAGUCCUGGAUCGUGGGACCGGCCGGAGGUCUGCUGGAAAGUUGCCAUCGCAGUCAUCUUUGGACGAGAGAGUCAGCCCUGGCGACCGACGAGAGAGACAGCCAAGAGAUAGUCACAAGCUGCAAAAGAUCCAUUCUCAGGACUAUAAUGAUGAGGAGGACAACUUGGGCCAUUUAGAAAAAAAAAGGAGACGACCAGAGGAUGAUGAACAGAAGGAGCGGCAGCGACGUGAGGAGGAGUUCCAGAACCGUUACCGUAGUGACCCCAACCUUGCUCGAUACCCUGUUAAGCCACAAAAGGAGGAACAGGAGAUGCGUAUGCAUGCCAAGGUAUCUAAGGUCCGGCACGAACGUAGACAUAGUGAUCUUGCAAUCAAUGAGGUCGGACUGGGGCCUGGUGAAGGAGGAGGCUGUGACGUGCAGGUGACUGAAAACCGUCUGACCAGGAGAGGAAACCGCAAAACUCAAAUAGAAAACUAUUGUGCGAACUCUGUGGAAAGGACCGUGGGAGACCUAGGGGGACUGGCAUCUCCUGAUAAGAAGGGUUGCUUUGAGCCAGGUUUAGCUCACACGGCAAGAGACAAAGGUGGGGACAAGUUGUUGAGGAAGGACUCUAGAAGUUUGGAACAGUCCGAGUCUUUGUGGCCGCCCCCUUCGCGGUCGUACAAGAGCAAGCGCGGACUAAACAAGAGGCAGCUGUCCAUCAGCAGCUCAGAGGAGGAGGGCGGCUCCACGCCCGAGUACACCAGCUGUGAGGACGUGGACAUGGAAAGCAUCAGUGAGAAAGGUGAUUGGGACUGUCAUCCGCUUGAUCCAACAGUGUGGCAUCAUCCCGUAACGUGGCAGCCUUCGAAAGAAGGCGAUCAUCUGAUUGGACACAUCACACUAAGCAAGAGAUCUGCUGUGCCACGAGAAGCUGGUUCCCUCCUUGGUCUAAAAGUUGUAGGUGGGAAGAUUACAGAGACCGGAAGACUAGGGGCCUUCAUCACCAAAGUAAAAAAAGGAAGCCUGGCCGAUGUCGUGGGACAUCUUAGAGCAGGUGAUGAGGUACUGCAGUGGAAUGGAAAGUCAUUGCCAGGCGCAACCAAGAAAGAGGUGUAUAACAUAAUUCUUGAAUCUAAAGCUGAACCUCAAGUGGAACUUGUUGUUUCAAGACCCAUAGGGGAUAUUCCUAGAAUCCCAGAGUCAUCUCAUCCUCCUCUUGAAUCAACAGGUUCUAGUUCCUUUGAGUCACAGAAAAUGGACCGUCCCUCUAUAUCAGUGAUGUCCCCAACAAGCCCAGGAACCCUCAGAGACCUUCCUCUGGUGCUCCCUGGACAACUGUCGGUGAAACUUUGGUAUGACAAAGUAGGCCAUCAACUCAUCGUCAACGUCCUUCAAGCCAUAGACCUGCCAUCCCGACCGGAUGGACGACCUCGGAACCCGUAUGUCAAGAUGUACUUCCUCCCAGAUAGAAGUGACAAGAGUAAACGUCGGACUAAAACCGUGAAAAAGAGUGUAGAGCCCAAGUGGAAUCAGACCUUCAUAUAUUCACAUGUUCACCGCAGAGAUUUUCGUGAGCGCAUGCUAGAGAUCACCGUAUGGGACCAACCCAGGGUCCAGGAAGAGGAAAGUGAAUUCAUGGGGGAGAUCCUGAUAGAGUUGGAGACUGCCUUGCUGGAUGACAUUCCUCAUUGGUAUAAACUCCAGGCACAUGAUGUGUCCUCGAUACCUUUGCCUCAGCCUUCUCCAUAUCUUCCACGGAGACACGUUCGCGGAGACAGCCCGAGCAAAAAACUACAGAGAGGAGAACGUAGUUCGAGGGAACGAGAGCGAGGCAGUACGUUGGCUGUGCCUGAACAGCAGCGUGCCCUCCAGCAUCGCUCUCGCUCUGUAUCUCCUCACCGAGAAGAUUCGUGCAGGGUGAGGUCGCGGGCUGCAUAUGUGCCCAUGCAAAGGAGCCUGGAUGAGAUUCAUCAGAAUCGCCAGCAUUCUCAGUCACCUUCCCAUCACCACAAUACCCAUUUGGAGCACCAACGCUCUGGUGACUCAGACUACGAGUACUCUGAAGACAGUGAGGCCCUGGAGAUGCACAGGUCAAUCCGAGGCGGAAGUGCAGAGUGCCUACACACAAACAGGGCUGCAUGUAGACAUAGCAACACACUCCCCCCCAAAAUGCCCCUCUUAGUAAAUGGUAUCCAUAAAGACAUGUACAGCUCCACCCUCCCUGCAUGCUUAAAGAGCAAGCUGCCACAAAGGCAAGAGGGGGGCAACAAGACGCAUCAUAGAAUCUUUGCACACCGUGUGCUCAGGUUCACUGAUGAGGUCACAGUUAGUGACCUGCAGCCAUCGUUGGAUAGAGUGAGGAGUGCCAGCACCACAUGUUUGAGACCAGAAACCGCCUUUCACUCUCCUGACACAGACAGAACACACCCUCACGGUAGCCCAUCCUCCCCAGUGGGGACCACCUCAUCAGGUCGCAGGGGCCGGCAGCUUCCGCAGCUCCCGGCUAAAAGCAGCAGCAUAGAACAAGCCCUUGCAGUUGAAGAGCGAGCCCGACAGCUGCAUAUGAAAGUACAUUCCUACCGGCCUUCAGCCUCUCACGACCCUGAGUCAGACCUCAAGAAUAAACGGGAGAAGUUUGCAGAACAGCGACGAAGCAGCGACAACAUGUCUGCAAGGUCAUCAGACAGCGAUAUGAGCGAUAUGUCAGCUCUCUCCCAUGCCAGCAGUGCCUCUCACCUCAGUAGCACCAGCUACAUGUCUAUCCAGUCAGAACGCCCUGGGGGACGUCUUAGGUCUAAGUCAUUAGAGGAGGAAAAAAAAGACAGACGGAUUUCAUGGGGGGUUACGAGGGAAGAGGAGAGGAAGAGGGCAGCAGGAAAGAGACAUUUCUCAGAGGAGUUGAAGCGCAGGAGACACACUGUAGCAGGAGAAACUGAGGAGUCCAGUCGGCAGAUGAGGGCAUCAGCAGGACGGAGCAUGCUCAAGAGCUCCAGUGUGAGUGGGGAGAUCUAUACCCAGGAACGCACAGAUGGGAGCCAAUCAGAUACAGCACUCGGCACAGUGGGUGGAGGCAGCAAGAAGAGACGCUCAAGCCUCAGUGCACGGGUGGUGGCAAUUGUUGGAAAUCGCCGGAGCCGUAGCACUUCCCAGAUAAGUGGCCCAGAGGCAAAGACUAAAAAAGAGAAAGGAGCACCAAUUCAAAGGAGCACUGAGACCGGUAUGGCAGUGGAACUGACUAGGAAUAUGAGCCGGCAGCCCAGCAGAGAGUCCAACAAUGGCAGUAUGAACAGUUACAACUCGGAGGGGAAUAUCUUUUCUGGGGUCAAUCUGGGAGCCAGCAGCCAGUUCAGUGACUUUCUGGAUGGCCUGGGUCCGGCUCAGUUAGUGGGCAGGCAAACACUGGCUACACCUGCAAUAGGUGACAUCCAGAUAGGUAUGAUGGAGAAAAAGGGUCAGCUGGAGGUGGAAGUUAUCAGAGCGCGAGGUCUUGUGCAAAAGCCAGGAUCGAAAUCUCUACCAGCGCCUUAUGUCAAGGUGUAUCUGCUGAAUAAUGGAGCAUACGUAGCCAAAAAGAAAACAAAGAUUGCACGGAAAACACUUGACCCACUGUACCAGCAAGCAUUGCUGUUCGAAGAAAGUCCACAAGGAAAAGUCUUACAGGUGAUUGUAUGGGGAGAUUAUGGCCGCAUGGACCAUAAAAGCUUCAUGGGAGUUGCACAAAUCCUCCUUGAGGAGCUGGACUUAUCAAGCACAGUAAUUGGUUGGUAUAAGUUGUUCCCACCUUCUUCUUUGGUGGAUCCAACUCUUGCUUCCCUCACACGAAGAGCUUCUCAGUCUUCGCUCGACAGCUCCUCUGGACCACACGGGGUCCGAUCAUAG